AAGCCUGAAGAGUGUUGCUCCUCCUUCCUGAAACUCUGGAGGUGUUGCGCUCCGUUCUCAGUAAAAACACCACUGUGUUCAUAAAGUUCAGACGUCUGGUUGGACGCAACCUGUACGGAACGGGGAGGCUCCGUUUGUGCGCUGUAUGGUGAUGUGUGUCAGAGCUUCCCUUCAGGAGAAAUGAUUCCUGCCUAAUGAAUGACCGUGCAAGAGUCUUCAGAGUCAUUUGUUUUAUUACGCUACGUGGUCUCUUGUGGAUAAAACAACGCACGCUUGCUUCCCCUUUCGCAAUUUAGAGGAUUAAGUCACAAAGGCUAGGCAGUGAUCAACCAUGCGGCCAUUAUCUCCACUGUCUCAUCUCAUUUUGUUUCACUUACUGUGUGGAUCUCUGAGCAGCAGAUGUCCUCAAGAGUGCAUGUGCAACUCCAAUGGUUUCAACUUCUGUGUCCAGCGGAACUUGAGCAACAUGCCUCGUGGCCUGCCCUCGUCCACAAAGAACCUCUACAUCUUUCAGAACAACAUCAAUACUUUGCAGCAGCAGGACUUUACAGAGCUUGGCGAGCUUAGAAUGCUUGACUUGAGUCAGAAUGCCCUCAGUGAAAUCCCUGAUGCUGUGUUCAGUCCACUCUCCUCUCUACACAACCUGGAUCUCUCUUCAAACCAAAUCACCCACAUUUCCAAAGACAGCUUUGCUGGACUGGUCAACCUGGAAAGGCUCUAUCUCUACAGUAACCACAUUCAGAGCAUUCACCCAGCUGCAUUUGAGGGACUAGAGAACCUACUGGAACUGAAGCUACAGGGGAAUCAGAUUAGUGUAUUGCCAGCUUUGCAACUGCCCAAGCUGCUCCACUUGGACCUUAGUUAUAAUAGUAUCCCACCUAUUGGACCUAAAGAUUUACAGACACCACAUCUUGAGUCUCUUAAAAUAGCUGGACUGCGUCUGACCAGUCUGAAUGAGGAGCUGCUAAGCAGCCUGAUGAACCUACAUGUUCUGGAUGUUUCCCAGAACCUGCUUGUAGAGAUUCAACCUACACUGAAGGCAAUGGGGGGCCUACGAACCCUCAAUUUAACUGGGAAUCCCUUGAGAUCAAUAAAACCAGAAGACUUCCAAAAUUUGGUUAAUUUGCUAGAGCUUGACUUGAGCAACCUUAAUUUGCAAGGCUUCCCCGAGGGCUUCUUCAACCUUUUCCCCAAACUUGAGAAGCUCACUGCAGCAGAAAACCCAUUUAACUGCCUCUGCCCCCUGGCCUGGUUUCCAGCAUGGGUAAAGGAUGCUCAAAUAGAACUGCUGAGAAUGGAGGAGACUCGUUGCCACUUUCCACCAAUAAACUCAGGAAAGUUUUUGGCAAGGUUGGAGCAUAAAGAUUUUGGCUGUCCCACUACGACCAUUGAGUUGACAAGUGCAGGGACAAGCAGUACUACAAGCAAGCCCACAAACUCCACCACACCAUCAGGCACCACGCACGUCAUUCCCCCGGCGCCACCAAGUGAGAUGCCCUCGGCAGACACAGACAGCUUCCCUCUUUCCCAGACCACUGCCUUCUCCAGAGAAAUCAUAGAAGGUUCUGAAGAAGAGGACAUUAUAUGCCCCUCCAAUAUUUGUCUAAAUGGGGGAACGUGUAUAUUUGACUCAAAUGGGGUGGUUGUUUGCCUGUGUCCACCUCCAAUGUCAGGACCCUACUGUGAGAUUCAAAAUCCAAGCUUCUUCCCUCCACCUUCACCUAGAGUUUCUAUCGAGACCAUUGCUACAGUCCAGCCCAGCACAAUCAGCUCCCUUCAUAUAACCAGCACUUCCAUUUCAUUAGACCUUCACCGUUACAUCCACACACGACCACACAUCCGAGGAAUCCGUCUGACAUACCGAAACUUGUCAGGCCCCGACCGACGGCCACUACAGCUGAAUGUACCACCAACUUACCCUGAAUACACACUUAGAGGGCUACAGCCAAAUAGCACCUAUUCUGUAUGUGCUAGUCCUCUGGGAGAGCCUGUCCAUGUCUCGGUUAGUGCCUGCAUGGAGGCUCGCACAACAGGAAUUCCACACUCCUCCCCCGUGCCAAGUUUUAACAGGACUGAACAGUCUUCCUCUCUCACACCCAUCGUGGCAGCUGUGGCAGUGGUGAUGGUAGUGGCCAUCGUAGCUACUGUGGUGGUUAUCCGGCGCAGAAGGAGAUUGAAGGCUCCAGUAGAUACGGACUUACAUGAGACAUCUCCUCUGGAGCUAGAGGGAGUAAAAACCAGUCCAGAGAAUGGUCUGACACAUCCGAAACCAAACGACAUUACCCCUUGCCCAUCUUUAGUGCAAAAUACCUUGGAAUACGAGACACCUUUAAUACAAGGAAAGUGUCCAGCUAACAAUAAUGUAGCUUGUACAAAACCUUUGUAUGUGUAAAAACCAUAUUGCGCUAUUCAUACCUCCAGCCCACAGAGGGCAAUGUGCUCCAUGACUCCUGCAGGCGGGUGCGAUGCAGACACUAGAUAAACUCUGGUGGGUUGGUGAAAAUUUUAACGCAUCCUAGCCAAACACUUUGACUGCCAGUAUUUAAACCAGGUGCAUUUGCCAUCAACAUUUUUCACAGAUGCCUUAAAGUGCUUUUUAUAACCAUAAGUAUCAGACUCUUAUCAAGAAUUUCUCUCUGAGAAGUGGUCAGACAUUAAUGAACACCGUGUUGAUAGGCUGGAAAACAGGUUUCUUUAAAGGUAGCUCAUUAAUUGUGUAGCUGGAUCUGGAAGUGGUAGACAGGAGUCAAACGGAGACUGGACGCCUGGACUUUUUUUUUGUCCAGAAACAAAUUGCACUGAUCAGAGACAUUGGGACUGUGCCUAAGAGGUGCCUAGAGAAGCUGAAAGUGAUCAGCCUCUUAAAAGAUGCUUCAAACAGGUUUUAAACAUCCCUCUGUUCCUCUACCCCAUCUAUCCUGCACAGGAGAUUAUUUGCUGUGAGAUUAAGAAAAAACAAACAAAAAACAUGAAGAGACUUUUCUUAAGCUGUCUAGUUUACGCCGUUAUGUUAAAUCUAUGUCAUUAUGUUUUUUGUAUUUUUAAAGGAACAGUUCACCAAAAAUAAAUUCUGGUAUUGACACCAUCAUGUCUUUCCAAAACUAAAUGAUUGUCUUUCAUGGAUUAAAAAAACAACUAAAUGUGGUAGAAAGAAAAACACAUGAGUUUGGAUUGAGUUUAUGAGGGUAAAAGAAACCAAAAAUUUAAUUUUUGGGUGAACUUUUUCUUUAAGUGCCAUUUCUGUGUCCAUUCUUGUGUUUAGUUGUUGUGUUUGUUUUGACUUGUAAACAUGAGAUUGUAGCAAACAUUCUUUCUUCUCUCACUUGAGUGCAACAAGUUAAAAUGCCUUUACUUCUAAAUGAAAACGAACUCACUUUACACGAGCGAAGUCUUCAUCCUGCAUCUGACAAAGACACACUUUGCAAGACUAUAAACACCCGGAGUCAUUUUUGACCUCAAACAGAUUCCACUCAUUAACAAACACACUAGUACUAUAUAAGGAUAUGGAUAACAAAUACUUUUAACAAAGCUGUUUUUUUUUUUUUUUUUUUUCGUACCCGCUUUCUAAAAAUGUCCUGUACUCAUGCUUCACAGGCCCCAAACACAAACUAGGGAAAGUCUUAAAAGCCAGGUUUUUUUUAAUUCGUUGCCAAGCUGAAUGCAGAUGGCUUUGCUCAUUUGUUUCAACCAGACUAUGAAAAUUAACAAAAGCAUACUAUGGUACAGUGAUGGUAUCAGGUGCUAAUACCAUGGUACUUUCAUAUAUACCAGAGUACUGAAUGAUUUAAAAAUACUAUGCCAAAAAACGUGUUUACUUCAGAAAAGAAUAUAACAAGACCCAAUGAGACUGAUAGUUUUUCUCUGUGAAAGUGCGAAUGUGUUUAAGCCAAAAGUGUCAAUGUGGAAUUGCAAGUUUAUGAGCAUUAUCAGUGCAGUAAAGUUGUGUUAAGAGAAAUGGAGCCAGUAAUCUAAUCCAAAGUGAGGAAAGGUCAACUGUCAAAUUCUCCCUACUCUCAGCAGCCCCUUUUUUAGCCCUGCACCACAUAUUUUUGACCGUAUACAGUAUGUGCGUUGAAGAUGUCAGCGUCUAGCACAUCGAAACGUUUGAACUGGAAAGAGCAACUGCUUUACACAGCAUGAGGGGCUUUUAAAUAUUUGAAACAUUUUCAAAACCGCUUUCAAGUCCCAUGCUUGCUUUGGGAUGCUUGUUGUUUCUCUCUUUUGUUGUGCACAUAGCCAAGUCUCCUUUUCUCUUUUUUUGGAUGUAAAAUGUGUAGUCUUUGGAAGAAAAAUGUGACAUCUGUUGAGAAAAUAAAAUGGAAAACCACUCUUCUGUGA
Messenger RNA from Carassius auratus (goldfish), 4338 nucleotides. Its product is annotated as vasorin-like. The transcript has 2 exons. NCBI's taxonomy places the organism in Eukaryota, Metazoa, Chordata, Actinopteri, Cypriniformes, Cyprinidae. Gene Ontology annotation, cellular component: plasma membrane. Gene Ontology annotation, molecular function: protein binding. Bases 332 to 2392 code for a protein of 686 amino acids. The record is from RefSeq and is a predicted model, not a curated record.